AUGACAAAAAUCGCAAAUACCACUCCUAUAAGGAAACUUUGGCAGAAUAGUCAAAUGGUGUUGGCAGUGGAAGGGAUGAUUGAAGCAAAGCACAGUUCACGUGCAGAUCGAAUGCUCAAGAAGCACAAUGAUAAACAAAUCCUGCAGAACCGCUAUGACAAAAAUCGCAAAUACCACUCCUAUAAGGAAACUUUGGCAAAAGAGUCAAAUGGUGUUGGCAGUGGAAGGGGUGAUCAAUUUCAGGGGCCAACUCUAACUCUGUACAUCCCUUGUGAAGAAAAUGCUUACAUUCAGUGCAGCCAUAGGUCGAACCUUGUAGAGAUCACCACACCUGAAGGAGCAAGCCGCUUCACUCGUGAAACUCUGAUGUUGCGUCAAGACCAACGGAUGUUGAUGGCUGAAAUGAUGAAUUUCCAUCUCUACCCCUCUCCUACUCUCAGGCUGAUCAGUAUCAAGCAGGGAUUUGAAUUACAAUUGCAGGCAUGUUUUCGGUUGGAUUGCGUUGAUUGCUAUUCGGGUCUCAAUGGAGGUGUCAAUGUUCUUGGUCCAAUCAAGCGAGGCCAAUUAAAUUGGCAAAUGUGUUACAAGAUCAUAUGCGGAAUAGCUCGACAGAUUCUUUAUCUUGACGAAGAUUCUCGCCUCAGGAUCGUUGAUCGCGAUCUCAAGGCAAGCAAUGUAUUGCUUGAUAAAGAAAUGAAUCUUAAAAUUGCAGACUUUGGUCUGGCAAGACUAUUUUCUGUGAAUCAGAUUCAAGGCAAUACUCGUACAACAGUUGGAACUACCUUAUGCUUUACGCUAAUCCAGAUUGAUGGUCACAUGGAGGAGCAGGUCACGGGCGGCAGCAGUGGUAGCUGA
Messenger RNA from Hibiscus syriacus, 855 nucleotides. RefSeq names its product cysteine-rich receptor-like protein kinase 8. The transcript is spliced from 4 exons. NCBI's taxonomy places the organism in Eukaryota, Viridiplantae, Streptophyta, Magnoliopsida, Malvales, Malvaceae. The record is from RefSeq and is a predicted model, not a curated record. Gene Ontology annotation, biological process: protein phosphorylation. The coding region runs from base 1 to 855 and encodes 284 amino acids. Gene Ontology annotation, molecular function: protein kinase activity; ATP binding.